Didymodactylos carnosus is the source of this 972-nucleotide messenger RNA. NCBI's taxonomy places the organism in Eukaryota, Metazoa, Rotifera, Eurotatoria, Philodinida, Philodinidae. The record is from the annotation of a GenBank genome assembly.
AUGAGAUCAUUCCUUAUCACCAUCAUCAUACUCGUGGCAACAUCGAUUUCUGAAGCACGGCAAGAACCGACACAUUUGGUUCAUGGUUUAUUUGAUAAUUCUGAUCAAACUCACGUUUUUUAUGGAUCUCUCGAUCUAGAUAUUCCACAGUUUAACAUUUUCAACUCAUUAAGUAUCAACGAUGUUGGAGAUCCCAGUAAGGGAAAAUAUCCUGUCACGCCAUUCACUUAUGAUCCAAAUAAUGAUGUUGCAUACAUGGCAGCCCCGAAUAAUCAGAAUAGAACAAUAUUAAGUGUAAUCAAUGCUACAAGUGGUGCUCUUUUAUCCAAUUUUAGUUCAAUUCCAAAUACCAUUGUUUCUCUUCAAUAUGACAUUUUUCAGAAACAAUUGUUUGCACACACGGAAACUGAUAGUGAAAAUGUGACACAAGUUGUAGAAAUUGACACAGCUAGUGGAAAUGUUAAGCAGAUUUUGGGAGCGAUUCGUGGAGCCAAACCAACUCAUAUAUCUAGUUAUUGUCCUAUUUGUAGAAAGUAUUUUCUAAUAGUGUUGCAGGAUCAAGAUUUCGUAUAUCUUGCAGUUAAUACUAGUGAUGGUGGUGGUAUCAGUUGGGAAGCAGUAAUGAAUUUCACUCCUGUUAGUAUGCGAUUCGAUUACAAGACAUUUACGAUGUACACGGCGUACAUCAAUCACACCGACGAUAUCAGUUCUCUCGUUGGAAUUAUAAACAGAACGUUAGGAGGCAUUAGCAAAGUUGUUGGAACAAUUUCUGACGAUCCAAGUCUUGUAGUUACUUCGCUUUCGGCAUAUGAUGUGGCUGAGAAUAUAUAUUAUGCAUCAGAUGUAUUAAGCUGGCCCUACUCUGCAGGAGUCUCGUAUGUAAAUGUAAACACUUCACAAGGAAAGUGGAUUCCUCUCGCGAGAGACAGGUACAACUCUCAUGCAUGGUUUGUAAAACAGUUUGUGCACUAA